Messenger RNA from Entrophospora sp. SA101, 1104 nucleotides. The record is from the annotation of a GenBank genome assembly. NCBI's taxonomy places the organism in Eukaryota, Fungi, Glomeromycota, Glomeromycetes, Entrophosporales, Entrophosporaceae.
AUGGGUAAUACUUUAAGCUGUUGUAGUGGGAAAGGAGUCAAUAACGAUGACCAUGAACAUAAAGAAUUGAAAAGUAAUGAUUCCCUUAAUAAUAUAAUUAACUCGGAUAAACCAUUACAAAACCAAAAAGAUAUUUAUAGUGAUGAAAGAAGACAAGAAUAUGGUACUUGUGCAAUUUGUAAUAGAUAUAAUACAUCAAAAGGGCAGUGUAAAUCAUGCAACCAAAACGAUACUCAAGAUGUUGUCAAAGAAGAAGUUGAUAAACCACCAGAGGAUCUUGACAAUCAAUUCGGAAUGGAAUUGCCUAACGAAAUUAAAGAGGAUCUUGAUAAUCAAUUUGGAAUAGAGUUACCUAAUGAAAUUAAAAGUGCCGAGGGCAAUGAAGAUAAAGUUAAGGAUAAUGAUGGUAAUGACGAACCACCAGAGGAUCUUGACAAUCAAUUUGGAAUAGAAUUACCUAAUGAAAUUAAAAAUGACGAGGGUAAUGAAGACGAUAUUAAGUUAUCUGAGGCUGAUAAAGUUAAGGAUAAUGAUGUUGAUGAGGAACCACCAGAGGAUAUUGAUAAUCAAUUUUCAAUUAAGUUGCCUGAUAAUAUUGAUGACAAUGAGCCUCCAGAAUUACCCGUUGAAAUCAAAAGUAAUGGUGGCGAUGAAAAACGAGUUGUUGAGGAUGAUAAACCCCCAGAAGAUAUUGAUAAUCAAUUUGACAUAGAAUUACCUGUUGAAAUCAAAAGUAAUGAUGGUGAUGAAAAACGAGUUGAUGAGGAUGAUAAACCCCCAGAAGAUAUUGAUAAUCAAUUUGACAUAGAAUUACCCGUUGAAAUCAAAAAAGAUAUUGAUAAUCAAUUUGACAUAGAAUUACCUGUUGAAAUCAAAAGUAAUGAUGGUGAUGAAAAACGAGUUGAUGAGGAUGAUAAACCCCCAGAAGAUAUUGAUAAUCAAUUUGACAUAGAAUUACCCGUUGAAAUCAAAAGUAAUGAUGGUGAUGAAAAACGAGUUGAUGAGGAUGAUAAACCCCCAGAAGAUAUUGAUAAUCAAUUUGACAUAGAAUUACCCGUUGAAAUUAAAAGUAAUGAUGGCGAUGAAAAGGAAGGCGAUGAUUAA